GCGCUACCGCGGCUCGAAAGGACGAUGCAGUGAGGCGGGCUCGGCUGGCGGGCGUGCGCGGAGCGGGGGCCGCGGGCGCGCUGCAGAGAUGUGACUCGGGCCCAGGGCCAGCAGGAGCGUCGGCGCUGCGGGGCCGCGAGGGUCGAAUCUUCCUGGUGUCAGAGAGAAAGAUGAGAACCCACCAAGUGUUCCCCCUGCCCCUGCUCCUGGUGAUUGCCUCGGUGGCUUCAGAGAACGCCAGCACAUCCCGGGGCUGUGGGUUGGACCUUCUCCCUCAGUACGUGUCCCUGUGCGACCUGGACGCCAUCUGGGGCAUCGUGGUGGAGGCAGUGGCCGGGGCGGGGGCCCUGAUCACACUGCUCCUGAUGCUCAUCCUCUUGGUGAGACUGCCCUUCAUCAAGGACAAGGAGAAGAGGAGGCCCGUGUGUCUCCACUUCCUCUUCCUGCUGGGGACCCUGGGCCUCUUUGGACUGACAUUUGCCUUCAUCAUUCGGAUGGACGAGACGAUCUGCUCCAUCCGACGCUUCCUCUGGGGUGUCCUCUUCGCGCUCUGCUUUUCCUGUCUGCUAAGCCAGGCGUGGCGGGUGCGGAGGCUGGUGCGCCAGGGCACGAGCCCAGCCGGCUGGCAGCUAGUGAGCCUGGCACUGUGCCUGAUGCUGGUGCAGGUCAUCAUUGCCACCGAGUGGCUGGUGCUGACCGUGCUGCGUGACACCAAGUCAGCCUGCGCCUACGAGCCCAUGGAUUUUGUGAUGGCGCUCAUCUACGACAUGGUGUUGCUGGUCAUCACCCUGACACAGUCCCUCUUCACACUGUGUGGCAAGUUCAGGCGGUGGAAGGUGAACGGAGCCUUCAUCCUCAUCACAACCUUCCUCUCUCUGCUCAUCUGGGUGGUCUGGAUGACCAUGUACCUGUUCGGCAACUCGAUCUUUAAGCAGGGAGAUGCCUGGAGUGACCCCACCUUGGCCAUCACCCUGGCAGCCAGUGGCUGGGUUUUUGUCAUCUUCCACGCCAUUCCGGAGAUCCACUGCACCCUCCUCCCACCCCUGCAGGAGAACCCACCCAACUACUUUGACACCUCACAGCCCAGGAUGCGGGAGACGGCGUUUGAGGAGGACAUGCACCUGCCUCGGGCCUACAUGGAGAACAAGGCCUUCUCAAUGGAUGAGCAUAAUGCAGCUCUUCGGUCAGCAUCGGGCUUUUCCAAUGGAAGCUUGGGGAAAAGAUCUGGCGACAGCCUGGGAAAGAAACCCUGCAACCUGGGAAGCCGACCCAGCGCGCCAUUCAGAAGCAAUGUGUAUCAGCCGACCGAGAUGGCUGUCGUACUCAAUGGCGGGACCAUCCCAACCGCUCCGCCAUCUCAUACAGGAAGACACCAUUGGUGAAAGACCUUAAUAUCCAGAAAAUAAGAAUCUCUCUUACCGAUUUUA
Molecule: messenger RNA, 1427 nt
Organism: Alexandromys fortis (reed vole)
Lineage: Eukaryota; Metazoa; Chordata; Mammalia; Rodentia; Cricetidae
Gene: Gprc5b
Product: G protein-coupled receptor class C group 5 member B
Exons: 4
Coding region: 171-1382 (403 amino acids)
Biological process (GO): G protein-coupled receptor signaling pathway
Cellular component (GO): plasma membrane; intracellular membrane-bounded organelle; signaling receptor complex
Molecular function (GO): protein kinase activator activity; protein kinase binding; G protein-coupled receptor activity
Source: RefSeq, a predicted model, not a curated record